ACCAAGAGUAAGAGGAAAGGCAACCUUGUCACCGUGGUGAGGCACUGAAGGCUGCUUGGAGGAGACAUCUUCAGACAGCAGGGCUUAAAGAAGAAAUGUAGCUUCCUCUCUGCUGGAACAGCGUGUUUCUGACAUCUGCUCACUGAAGAAACACUGGUGAAGGCAUGGUCCACCCCAGCACACAUACAAAUAUGAAGCUUUUCUGGAUAAUCCCAUUUUUCCUGCUGCAAGCCAGUGCAGAGCAGGACAUGGAUGUCCCCACAGGCCUUGCCAGCACAGACAUGUAUGACCAUGGAGCAGAUGUGACCCUUGCGCUGGGUAUAGGUCAAGAGGAGCUGGAGGAGCUGCUCUGGUUCUUCCGCACAGAAGACUCAUCAACAUGGAAUUACUCCGUCCUUGCGCUUUCCUUUGUGGCCAUGAUUUUGGGUCUUGUCCUUCUGGCCCUUAAUGUUACACGGAACAGGAAAAGGAAGAGCCACAUGUGCAGCACAGCAGGGCAGACAGCUCAGCAGGCAGAGCUGGACGUCAAGCAAGCCCUGGUCCCUGUGGGGGAAUGCAGCCCCACUGAGCUGCAGAAGGAGGAUCCAGUGCCCCAGGAACAGAGAUCAGGAGAAGUCGUGGUGCAGUGGAAGGAUGGGACCGUCACGUCUCUGUACACAGAGAAGUCUGAGGACGCCCUGUAACAGCAGCUGAAGUCCAACCAUUCAGGCCCUAAGGAAUGUAUCAGAAUGUCUUGAUUCAUAGUGAUGGAAGUUUAAAACCACAGUUUAGCCUGCAGAAACAAAAGAGAAUAAAAAGCAGCAGCAGAGCUGCAU
This is a messenger RNA of Melopsittacus undulatus (budgerigar), 815 nucleotides long. It is a transcript of the gene SLC51B, whose product is annotated as SLC51 subunit beta. The record is from RefSeq and is a predicted model, not a curated record. Bases 165 to 683 code for a protein of 172 amino acids. Gene Ontology annotation, biological process: bile acid and bile salt transport. Gene Ontology annotation, cellular component: protein-containing complex; plasma membrane. The transcript has 5 exons. Lineage: Eukaryota; Metazoa; Chordata; Aves; Psittaciformes; Psittaculidae. Gene Ontology annotation, molecular function: protein heterodimerization activity; transmembrane transporter activity.